Messenger RNA from Papaver somniferum (opium poppy), 735 nucleotides. RefSeq lists its product as uncharacterized. The record is from RefSeq and is a predicted model, not a curated record. The transcript has 5 exons. NCBI's taxonomy places the organism in Eukaryota, Viridiplantae, Streptophyta, Magnoliopsida, Ranunculales, Papaveraceae. Bases 46 to 456 code for a protein of 136 amino acids.
UCAAGAUGAUUAGGGUGAUAUUGGGAUGAACCAGUUGAGGACGUUAUGGAAGGUGGUGAAGUGGAUGUUGAAAAUAACAAUGAAGAUGAUGCUUCUGAUGGUAGAAGGUGUAGAGAAAAGGGGUUUCGAUCAGAUUCAGGCACUGAGAUGAACAAAGAAGGUUUGGGAAAUGGAAUUGAAUCUGCUGUGAUUGAUAGAGAUAGUCAGGGAGAACUGAAAUGGACCUGGUGGUACAAGAGAUGCUAUGUGAGAUACAGGGAAUGUCUGUGUUAUGAUGCAGAGAAGAAACAAGCUGCUACUGUUAAUUCGAACAAGAAUCUGAAAAUGGUGAUACUGAGAAUGGGUUUGCUGGAAGAGAUUGGGAACAAUGGUGGUGUUACACUGCAGUUAGUUAGAGAUGGUGUUGCCGGAAUCUGUUUGUGUCAAGAUUACAAGUUCAGUUUCUAUAAGGAUUGAUUUUGGUAGAGUUCUUGAGGCUGAGUGCAAUGAGAAUCUGUUGAGCCAAGAGUUGUGACAAGUGAUUUGAAGGUUGUUACUACAUAUGGAUUUAAGGGUUUGCAGGAGAUGAAGUUAGUACAAGAGUCUGUUGAUGUAUUGAUUAUAUUAAUGAGUUGCUCAAUGAGCACAAUUCAACGACAGUGCAUCAAAUAUAUUGGGCCUAAAGAGAGGGAAGUCUAUGAAGUAAUCGUAGAAGAUAGAAAGCUCAUCUACAAACAAGGUGGAGAGUGUGUGGAC